Messenger RNA from Talaromyces rugulosus, 315 nucleotides. RefSeq lists its product as uncharacterized. The coding region runs from base 1 to 315 and encodes 104 amino acids. The record is from RefSeq and is a predicted model, not a curated record. The transcript is spliced from 3 exons. Lineage: Eukaryota; Fungi; Ascomycota; Eurotiomycetes; Eurotiales; Trichocomaceae.
AUGGCAUCCACGCCCUCCCUCUCCGAUUGGGCGAAUAUUGCUACCAUUGUGUCGGGUUUUACCGGACUCUUUUCGCUCGUUAUUGGGUUCCUACAAUUGUUCGAUAACUCCCGUCAGCAGUCGGUACCAUCACAAGCGCCUGCAGAGCCGCCUGCAGAGUCACGGCCGCCUACAGCCCAGCAAGGGAGUGAUAGUAAUCCUCCCUAUGAGUUAUCGACUAAUCAAAUCCAAGAAUUGGAUAUUGUACCUCCGCGCCUUCCGGCGGCAGAUGAUUUGGAGCCUGGAUCCCCCAGAGCCCCUUUCUAUGAUAACUAG